AUGUCCAGCUCUACGCCACUCGAGCAACCAAGCGUUGCAGCGACAACAGCGUCCGAUCAGGGCGAAAGAGAAAAAGCCAAACCUCUGCUGUGCAUUGACGAGCUCCUCUACGAUGAGUCGCAAAGUAUUGAGAAUACGGAAACGGGACUGUUGGCGUUUGGAGCCAAGCAGCUGAGAACAGCUUGCUACUGCCGCCAGCUUCGCAUCGUCAAGUCAGGCGCUGAAUGCAAUGACAAAAAGUUGGGCUACGUGGCGCUGCUCAUGAAGCUCAAGCGAGCGUAUGCAGAAAUGCAGGAGCUACAUGUAGAAGCAAGGGCUGCUGGCAUCAGUGACCGGAAAACUUCUGAAGCGUGCCAGACUAAACACUAUGUGAGCGCUCCUCAGUGA
Phytophthora infestans T30-4 is the source of this 387-nucleotide messenger RNA. RefSeq lists its product as uncharacterized. The record is from RefSeq and is a predicted model, not a curated record. The transcript is spliced from 2 exons. The coding region runs from base 1 to 387 and encodes 128 amino acids. NCBI's taxonomy places the organism in Eukaryota, Oomycota, Peronosporomycetes, Peronosporales, Peronosporaceae.